Exophiala dermatitidis NIH/UT8656 is the source of this 570-nucleotide messenger RNA. RefSeq lists its product as uncharacterized. The record is from RefSeq and is a predicted model, not a curated record. The transcript has 3 exons. NCBI's taxonomy places the organism in Eukaryota, Fungi, Ascomycota, Eurotiomycetes, Chaetothyriales, Herpotrichiellaceae. The coding region runs from base 1 to 570 and encodes 189 amino acids.
AUGUCUCGUCGUCCCCCCGCCAGACCUCCCACGGUCAACACCACGCGCCCACAGUCGUAUCAGCUCGUUUCUCCGGGCAUACCAGGUGAUCCGCGAGCCAUGAACCAAAACGACAAGAACCAAUUGCUCAACUCCCUACGCACUCACAGAGUAAAUACAAUUACCGAGCUCCGACGGAUCGAGAAGAUCUUGGCACAUUUCGACCCGUCUGAAGUGACGGAGCCUAUGACGGCCGCGUGGACGCACUACGUAAACUCGAACAACCUCCUCAACGAGCUUCGCGGCUUAACCAGAACUUACCCGUUCAGCUCUGAAUGUCUCGAUGAAGCUAAGGCGAUGGUGGCACGGGAUCCAGGCAGCACUCGCGGUUGGAAUUAUGGUUACUGUCGGUUGGUUUUGGCCAAGAUUGAAAAGGAAAAUCUUGUUGUCAAACAUGCUCGAGCUCUGGCGUCCAAGUCGAGCACCUGGGGCGGACGGAGACCGACGCAAGCGGAAUUCGAUAGACUUGUCAGCACCUGCGCGGCGGAGUGGACAAGGGCAGUCCGGCAGAUGGUGCGACAUUGGGAUUAG